AGCGCGCUUGUCUCGGCCGGGACGGACGGCCCAGCGACCGCCGCCCGACGCAAGAGAAGGCUCAGCGCACGCAUACGUGCGGCCCUCGGCUGCCCCGACGUCCUGCGACGAGCCAGCAGCACCACAAACAAGGCCAGGGGCAGCCUCACCAGCAGCCAUGCCGCUCAAGCCCUACAAGAAGCCCGAGGGCCGCGCGCGCUACCUGCUGCCCCAGAUGAACUUUGUCGAUCCCGGCGCCGAGGCCAAGACACAGAGGCCUAAAUUACCGUCGCGCGGGCUGGGCGUUGUUUCUAUUGACGUCGACGACGAGAUCAGGAAGCGGAAAAAGGCGGACCUACUGCGGGCGCAGCUGACGCGGGGCCAGUCCCGGAUUAUUGAUGGAUUUUUAUUGCUGGAUGCGUGUGGCGUCGAGUUUCCAGACGAAGGGCAUCGGGCGGACGUCUCGGGAAGGCAUGCUACGGAAGUGUCCUCCACGGAUCUCGAGUACUUCCCGAAUCUGAGCUGGGUCGACGCGUCCGAUAAUCCACGAUUGCCUUUGGAGGAUUUUGGGAGCCUGCCUCGGCUCAAAGAUUUGAGGUUUGCCGCGAAUAGUUGGUCCGUAUGUAGCUCAGUCAGUGAAGACUGGUUCCCCCGUCUCUUAGUACUGGAUUUGUCCUACAAUACCGCGACUUUAGAUGGAAUUAGUCAGCUCGUGACGAUGCCGCGGUUGCGAGACUUGGACCUCACGGGAAAUGGACUAGUAGAGCUGCCGGACGUCUUUUCGGACUUCCAAUCGCUGGAAAAGCUGUUCCUCGAGAGGAAUCGACUACAAGGAGACGCCCUGACGUGUCUCGCGAAGUGUCCUCGAUUGCGAGAACUGUCGUUGGCACAUAACAAGGUCACAUCCACUCCGACCAUCGACGCGAUGGCCGAGGCCACAAGUCUAGAUCACACGGAAAUCCUCGCCGAACUAGUCGCGUUGGAUCUCGCCCACAACCACAUACGCAGCGAGAAGGACAUCGACGACUUAACGGUAUUGCCCAAGCUCGAGCAGCUCUCGCUCUAUGGCAAUCCGUUGCUAGGCGCUACUGGUGAAGAUCCAACAGGAGAAACGGUCAGAACUCUAGUACAAACGGCAACGCAGCAGCGCGACGGCUGGACGGCGCGCCAUUUAGAUGUCACAACAGAAGUGCCCCGGAAACGUCCGAAUCGCGGCACGGCCGGCGCGGCCGCCGGCGCGAAGUGCGACCGGCGCUUCGAGAGGAUCGGCGUGCAACGGAUAGCGGAAGCGCCGAUCCCGACGGCGGCCCAGUUCCGGGAAAAGGGCCACCAGGCCCUGGUGGACGCGUUGGAGAAAGAGGCCGGGAGGAAACCGCGAACGAAGAAGAAGGUUCCGCAACCAACAACGGACAAGGACCCUAGUUUCUUCGUCACGGCCUUGCAGGACGACGACGCCCUCGAGGAGGCGCUCAUGGCCGACGAGAUUUACGAGGAGCCUGAGGAUCCGAUUGUGGCACCCGCCGUCUUGGCCGCGCGCGCCAUCGAGCCGGCGCGGCGGUCGGAUCCCGCGAAGCUCCAAUCGGCGUUGCGCGCCCUGAAGUUCGCGCUGGACCACCCGGCCACUUUGCAUGUGCAAGCGGCGCCAACUCGUAGGGGAGGCGACGUCCCGGUCGCGGCGCGCGCGACUCAGGCGUCUGUGUCAAAAAGGCUGCCGCGCCAGAAAUACAAGCCGCAAGCGAAACCGAAGGACAAUCCGUUUAGGGCGGCCGAGGGCGAUUUGCGAAGAAACGCGCGGCUGGUCCAGGCGGAAGCCUUGCAGGAGAUCGAGUCCGUGCUGGACGUGCUGAACCGGGACGUGCUGCCGCCGCCCGGCGCCUACGACUCGGCGGAGGACGACUCGGACUAAAUUUUAUAGGUAU
Molecule: messenger RNA, 1898 nt
Organism: Pelagomonas calceolata
Lineage: Eukaryota; Pelagophyceae; Pelagomonadales; Pelagomonadaceae
Source: the annotation of a GenBank genome assembly